GAAUAGCGUCGCCUACUUGGUACCUGAAAGUUUGCGUACCGGAUUUUGUUAGCGUGCGAGACAUUAAUAUAAUCUCUACUUAAUGAUAUCACACUACGAAAGACUUGCGUGGCUAUAGUACUUGUGAAGCAGUUUGAUCUGACUGAUUAUUCUCUAUUGCUCUCUUUGGUAAGCAUGCAUGGCAGUACUUAUUGCCGUUGGCAUAUAUACCGGGAAACAUGGCCAAGGAAGAUACCAAUGGAAUGUUCCCCUAGCAAAUAUGUUAAAGCUAUUGAAGAUAGAGGCAAUAUUCUUCGCUCAUCGACGUGAUCACAUCACUUAUAAAGUUGUCUGGGCUUUGACAUGGGCAAACCUCCUUUUUUUAUACCUACCUUCUUGUUUAUAUUCGCAUACGUUCCCCGAGCAAAAUCUCGAACCCGAACAUCGACGGCAGGUGUAUAAACACACUUUUAACCUUCACAGCUGCUGGCGCGAUCAACUUGAUAUCCGACUUGGCUAUCCUUGCUCUUCCCAUUGUUAUCAUCUGGAGACUAAAAACAAUAUUUCAGACUAAGAUUGGAGUUACUGCAAUAUUUGCAGUUGGUAUCUUGUCAAAUAUCUAUGGCUUCUACUUGAGUUAUGAAAUGGAAUUACUAAUAAGAGAGAUACUUGCGCUCAUCGCGACGAUUUUGCGCUUUUAUUAUAGCGUCCAGUUAAUCCAUACCGAGGAUAUUUCGUUUGCAAUUGAGUAUGUUGCUAUCUGGGCGUGAGUCCUCUUAUAUUUCUAGAAGGCUCACUGAACGAUGCUGAGAUAUUUCUAACAGCUUUUCUUUUGAAUUUACUGCCAGCUUCCUUGUUGCCUGCUUUCUAGUAUUCCUACGCCUAUUCGCUAUUGAUACCCCUAUUAUGAUUCCUAUUCACGUAACAGCAAGGAGAUUCGCAGACGACUGACUAUCAUGUGGCAAAUUACCU
Messenger RNA from Daldinia loculata, 951 nucleotides. RefSeq lists its product as uncharacterized. Lineage: Eukaryota; Fungi; Ascomycota; Sordariomycetes; Xylariales; Hypoxylaceae. The transcript is spliced from 4 exons. The record is from RefSeq and is a predicted model, not a curated record. Bases 179 to 553 code for a protein of 124 amino acids.